AUGGGGCUGGUAGAGCAUCAGGUGGCUGCCUUCCUCCUUUUCCUCCUCACGGGUGUGGGCACUGGCCAAAGAGUGGUGACUAUCCAAAAGGGGCCACUUUACCGUGUACUUGGCUCCCAUGUGACAUUGUGGUGCAAAGUGAGAGGCUACCAGGGCCCAGCAGAGCAGACCUUCCAGUGGUCCACCUACCCGCACACUGCUCCAGAGCGGGAGGUGCAGAUCGUCAGCACCGCCGACCCCUCCUUCCCCUACGCCAUCUACACCCAGCGGGUGCGCGCCCAGGAGAUCUACGUGGAGCGGGUGCAGGGGGACGCGGUGCUGCUGCACAUCACGGAGCUGCAGGACCGAGAUGCUGGGGAGUACGAGUGCCACACGCCCAACACCGACGAGAGGUACUUUGGGAGCUACAGUGCCAAGACAAACCUGACAGUGAUUGCAGAUACCCUCUCAGUUUCCAUGGGACCCAAGAACCUCACCCAUGCUGAGGGAGAUGCCAUGGAGCUCACCUGCCUGGUGUCCAGGUCCACUGCCCAGCACACACACCUCUCUGUUGGCUGGUACUGCCUCCGGGGAGAGCACCGGGCUGAGAUCCUCACCCUCUCCAAGGACUUUGUCGUGAUGCCAGGACCUGCUUAUGCACAGAGGUUUUUGGCAGGGAAUGUGCGGUUGGACAAGGUUGGGAGCACCUCGUACAAACUCUCCAUUGUGGCGGUGGAGCCUUCUGACCAGGGGCAGCUGUACUGUGAGGCAGCUGAGUGGAUCGAGGAUCCUGAUGGGACGUGGAAGGACAUUUCCCGCAAACAGUCAGAGAGGACAUCGCUGGUGGUCACUCCCCAGGACCAAGAUCUCUAUGUGAAUAUCGCUGCCACCAAGAACAACCUUUCUGAAGGGGACACCCUGUGGCUCAGUUGCACGCUGGAAGCCCAGAGGAGUGACAGCAGACACUUAGAGGUGGCUUGGGUUCUCAACAGCACAGAAGUGGCCAGGAUUGACCCCCAUGGGUUGCUGAUUUGGAAAAAGGAAUAUGAGGAAAGAGCCAGCUUGGGGCAGCUCCAUGCAUUCAAACAAAGCAAUGCAAUUUACAUUCUCACUAUCCGUGAGGUGGGGCUGGAGGACAGCGGGGCCUACCACUGCUCUGUUUUGGAGGUGAAGGCUCCUGGGAGUCUCCAGAGCAUCCAAACCAACCUGUCAUCAGUUCUCAGAAUCAGUGUGAAGCCUAUUGGUCUUGGACUACGUGCCACACUGAGAAGCCGAACAGCCACCGUUAGUUACGCACAGAGCUUUGAGCUUAUCUGCCAUGUGAGCGCCAGCUGCCCAGUUGAGGAGUUGCUGCUGUCCGUGGGGUGGCUCUUCCAGCCCAAACCACCCACAGAUGGCUACCAAGAGCUAGUGCGUGUCCUUCCUGAUGGCACCGUGUCCUGGGGACCAGCACAGCCCCGCUUCCAGGGCAGAGCUCAGCUGAUGAAGGCAGGUGCCUUCUCCCGGCUGCACAUCCACAGUGCGAUGGCUGGCCAUGCAGGAACGUACCAGUGUGAAGUGGGAGUCUGGAGGACGCUUCAGGGGCAGCGUGCUGUCUCCUUCAUCUCCAACCCUGUGGGGAUAAAGGUCGUCCCACCAGAAAGCCUGCUGCAGGUGGCUACAAGGGAGACCUCCGUGGAGGUGGCUGGCGGUGCUGAUGCAAGCAUCGAGUGCAGAAUGGAGUUCCCCCUGAACAACUCUCAGCUGGCUAUCAGCUGGUACUACAUACCUCCUCCUCCAGCAGAUGCCACCCCCAUGCAGAUCGUACGGGCCAGCCACACUGGCCUGCUAGAGUAUGGGGCUGGGUUCAGCUCCCCAACGCAGAAGUCCCGGUUCCUAAGCCAAAGAGUGUCCAGCCAUGUGUUCCAGCUGCGGAUUCUCUCGGCCAGCCCUGGGGACCAGGGCCAGUACUGCUGUGCGGUGGAGGAAUGGCGCUGGCUGGAGGGUGGCUGGUACGGCCUUGGAGAGCGGUGGUCGGGGAGAACCAGGCUGCUGCUCCAGCUGCCAGAGAGUGAGCUGCAUCUGGAGAAGGCCAACAGCAGCAUCUUGGCCAGGCACGGCCAGGAGGUGACACUGGGCUGCCUGCUGAAAAGCACGCUCCUGCCUGCCGCCCGCCUCUCGGCCACCUGGUUUCAUGGGAAGGAAGAUGGCCACGAGAGGCCCCUGCUCACCCUGAACCACGAUGGUGCCAUUGAGUUCCUGCAGGAGGGGCAGGUGGGGAGGCUGCAGCUGCGGCGGCCCACUGCUGGUGAUCUGAGCCUGACACUGGGCAGCGUGCAAGAGGACGAUGCCGGGACGUAUCACUGCCGGGUGGAGGAAUGGCAGCAGAGAGGCAACAAGGAUAAGUGGGAGCUGCAGACCUGGGCGCUCUCAGGGUACACCCAGCUCACCACCACCCCACCAGAGGUAACAGUUGCGUCUAGGAUCUGUUCAUCUCCAUCGUUGCUGAACUUUAUCCUAUGCUUACCUCUGGUUCUGGUCCUUCUUCUGGCCCUUGCUGGCUUCUGCUGGUGCUUCAUCUCCAGGAAAAGAAAAAAGGGCACCAUAAGAGGAAACCAGCUGAUGGAACUGCAAGGGGCUGAGGAGAUCAAGCAAACUUAGCUGGCCUGUAAUGGGAGGUGUAACUUGAAGAAAAGGAACUGGACUUUUGAGAGGACCAAGUACUUGAAGAGGGGUGGCUUGUUGUUUUGCUGUAGCUUUUGCAAUGAAUACUUGAAAAUGUUUGUUUACUUUCAGUGAAACAAAACAGCUCUGAGUUACUGAGCAGAUAAGGUUUUCAAAAUGGAUGUUCCUCUCUCUUAGAUUUGGAACCCACUCACAUGUUCACUGUUGUGGCUGCUUGUGGUGUUUGAGGUGCUUGUGGUAUGAAUGUCCACUGCUG
This is a messenger RNA of Lagopus leucura (white-tailed ptarmigan), 2899 nucleotides long. RefSeq names its product immunoglobulin superfamily member 3-like. Bases 1 to 2619 code for a protein of 872 amino acids. The record is from RefSeq and is a predicted model, not a curated record. NCBI's taxonomy places the organism in Eukaryota, Metazoa, Chordata, Aves, Galliformes, Phasianidae. The transcript has 8 exons.